Messenger RNA from Hippocampus comes (tiger tail seahorse), 2659 nucleotides. It is a transcript of the gene deptor, whose product is annotated as DEP domain containing MTOR-interacting protein. Lineage: Eukaryota; Metazoa; Chordata; Actinopteri; Syngnathiformes; Syngnathidae. The transcript has 10 exons. Bases 397 to 1602 code for a protein of 401 amino acids. The record is from RefSeq and is a predicted model, not a curated record. Gene Ontology annotation, biological process: G protein-coupled receptor signaling pathway; intracellular signal transduction; negative regulation of TOR signaling. Gene Ontology annotation, molecular function: protein binding; guanyl-nucleotide exchange factor activity; GTPase activator activity. Gene Ontology annotation, cellular component: plasma membrane.
CCCCUUGCGGGGAAUGUGUUUCGGAAGGCAAGCUUGCAGGCGUCCUGUGUGUUUACGCUUGCCUUGUGUCAGUUUGGACAGUGCUUGAGGCGAGCUGCAUACACAACGCUGCAUGUACACAUUGUACAUUGAGGGAGGGGUUGACAGGGCGAGACAAGGACGGAAGAGGCCUUGCAGGGUGGCGUGCACGGAGCCAUGAAUGAACGCGUGCACACGUUUGGAGGUUUUCGAGGAAAUGUUUGCAGUUGAUGGAGCCUCCUGCACGCCGUGUUAGUCUCUUUACCGUCUCAUAUUGUGUCUCACACUUCCUGGGAUGGAGUAACGUCGCGCACGCCGCACGCCGAUUUUUUUUUUUAAUAUAAACGAAGGAUCGGUGAUCAACUAACAUCGCUCUCCAUGGUUUUCGAAAGAGAGAUGGAUGCCAUCGCCAACAGCAUGCAGAAGAAGGCUGCGGAGCUGGAGCGGCUGGCAGAGGUGCUCGUCACCGGGGAGCAGCUCAGGUUGCGGCUCCACGAAGGGAAGGUCAUUAAGGACCGACGGCAUCACUUGCGAACGUACCCCAACUGCUUUGUGGGCAAAGAGCUCAUUGAUUGGCUGAUUGAACACAAGGAGGCCUCCGAGCGUGAGACAGCCAUCAAGAUCAUGCAGAAGCUUCUGGACCAAAGCAUCAUCCACCACGUGUGCGACGAGCACCGGGAGUUCAAAGACAUGAAGUUGUUCUACCGCUUCCGUAAGGACGAUGGGACCUUUCCACUAGAUAACGAAGCCAAAGUCUUCAUGAGAGGGCAGAGGAUCUAUGAGAAGUUGAUGAACACAGAGAACAGCAUCAUACAGAGCAGGGAGGAGGAAGGCGGGAACUUCGAGCGGACGUUGGUGGCUUCCGAGUUCGUUGACUGGCUUCUGCAGGAAGGGGAGAUGGCGACCAGGGAGGAGGCGGAGCAACUGGGGCGGCGCCUGCUUGAACACGGGAUCAUCCAGCACGUCACAAACAAGCAUCACUUUGUGGAUGGACCGCUCCUCUUCCAGUUCAGGAUGAACUUUCGGCGGAGGCGACGGUUAAUGGAGCUUCUCCAGGAGCGGGGUCGCGGCAUUCCCGAGAGCCACGACAGCCCCUUCUGUCUCCGCAAGCAGAACUCGGACGGAGGCAACACCAGUUUUCUCUCAGUGAGUCCGACUAAAGAGAUCAAGAUGGUAGUCGGAGUCCGCCGCAGUAGCAUGAGCAGCAGCUGCGGCAGCAGUGGUUACUACAGCAGCAGUCCCACGCUCAGCAGCAGCCCACCGGUCCUGUGCAACCCCAAGUCCGUUCUGAAGAGACACGUGAGUCCAGAGGAGCUCCAGACGCCAGGAGGACCUUUUCUCAAGAAGACAUUCACUAUCGUAGGCGAUGCUGUGGGCUGGGGCUUCGUCGUACGAGGCAGCAAACCCUGUCACAUCCAGGCGGUGGACCCCGGGGGACCCGCAGCAGCUGCUGGCAUGAAGGUUUGCCAGUUUGUGGUCUCAGUCAACGGCUUGAACGUCCUCGCUCAGGACUACAGAACUGUGAGCAACCUGAUCCUUACUGGCCCCAGGACAAUCGUCAUGGAAGUCAUGGAAGAGAUAUGACUGUUUGAGCGCGGCCGCUUAAAAGAAACGUGCAGUGGGAAUACCCCGGCUUCAGUGAAAGCCACCUGGAUGGAGAAAGCAGGUGAACCCUUGCACCUGCUGUCCUGUUCUUGUCCUCGGCAUCUCAAAGCACACAAACAAUAAGUCAGGAAGGAUGCAGUCUUCUGGAUUCUACUCCUCUACUUUUAAAUUCAGAGGACGGACGGUCCACAUCUCAAAGUGACACUUUGGAGAUGAAUGGGUGACAAGUUACAUCUACAAGAGAUGAAUUACCACCUCCAGUGACCUUUUCCCUCGCUCGUUCCCCAAUUAGUCAAUGGCAGCUUCGAAGAGACCAACGCUGCCCUCUUCUGGCGCAGGCACACACACACACACACACACACACACACACACACACACACACACACACACACACACACACACACACACACACACACACACACGCACGCGCGCGUGCGCAUCCAGCCACAUUGAAUUGAAUUAACAGGAAAUGUGACGUGAUAAUACCGUAUGAACCUAGUUACAGUGUAUUCAAGAAGUUGAAUCAAAGAAACUAUGAUUUAGUCAAAUGAGGCUUCUUAACAUUUAUUCAGGCUGAUGUUGGGUCAGCACGAUAACUAUAAGCUCUGAAAAAAAACCCCCAAAAAAACUGCAUUAUAGAUUACCUAAUUUUUUUUAAAGCACACUGGUUCAUAAUAACAAUAUAAAAAUUCCAUUUGUAUGGCCUAAUAAGACACUUUGUAAAACAUACUGUAAGGGUUAUCCAAAAAGUGACAAUCAUGGCACACAAUAAAUGUACAGAUGAAAUUGAAUUCUUAAAAUGUGUACAGUACUCACAAAUCAAUUUAAUACUAGCAUCAAAUUAUGGAAGACUCCCGUGGAUUAGCACCACAAAACAAUUUGAGCUAAUUUUCUGACAUAAAUUUGCUAUUUAAAUGUGGCAGGUUAUAAAUGGAGAUCAUUGGGUGGGCUUAGACCAAUUUGUCAUGGGCUAUAUAACAGCCCCGAUCCACAUUGGAUAGUCAGGGUAAAUACACAACUGAAUGUAUUGCCGACG